AUGACACAAAUUAAUAAUUCUGAUACUAAAAGCGAAAGCAAUAAUUAUACCGAUACUUACACCACACGAUAUGGUAGAAAAUAUAAUGCAGCCACUAACUAUCUUCUCCCCAUGGAUGAAGGAGAUCGCUCAUCAUCUUCUAUUCGGAGGGUUUAUAGGGAUCAUCAAACACCCAUUAAAGAACAACUAGAAAAAGGGAUAAGCGUUUUAGAUAGCGCUUGUGGAGCUGGCGCACACUGGACUUUGACUAUGAAAGAACAAUAUCCUAAUUGUGUAUAUACUGGUGUGGACAUUUCAAAUGUAUUUCCGGCCGAAAAGUAUUCCAGUGUCAACUUUGUUAUGGGGAAUAUUUCAAAACGUAUUCCUGCUCCUGAUGAAUCUUUUGAUUUUGCCUUCCAGAAGUUACUUGGUUUAGCUUUUACAAGGGAGGAAUGGGACAGCAACCUCAAGGAAUUGUAUCGUGUUCUUAAACAUGGAGGAUAUGUUGAGUUAUCCGAGAUUUAUGCUGUAUCGGCAUGUAAUACGGGCCCUCUAAUGGAUCAAGUAAUGAAUGCAUUUAAGACUAUAUCCAAAUCCAAAGCUAUCAUAGUAGAUAAAGCACCAUAUGAAUUGGAGCAUUUGCUUACAAAAGCAGGAUUUACAAAUCCGAUGGUAAUUAUCCGUAAUAUGCCACUAAAUCACGGCGAACAUGGCAAAUUAUAUUGGAAGUGCAUGAGAGCCGCAUACGAAAUACUUAGACCUCAGUUUGCUCAAGUGUAUCCGGAAUGGAAUGAAGUAUCGUUUUUUGAAGACUUUUUAAAUUCUGCCGAAGAAGAAUGCUCUGAUACUAAAUGUUAUUAUGAGUGGAAAAUAUGCUAUGCACAGAAAUGA
This is a messenger RNA of Mucor mucedo, 870 nucleotides long. Its product is annotated as S-adenosyl-L-methionine-dependent methyltransferase. The coding region runs from base 1 to 870 and encodes 289 amino acids. Gene Ontology annotation, molecular function: methyltransferase activity. Lineage: Eukaryota; Fungi; Mucoromycota; Mucoromycetes; Mucorales; Mucoraceae. The record is from RefSeq and is a predicted model, not a curated record. The transcript is spliced from 7 exons.